AUGAAACACCUCUUGCUGCUCACCUUGUCUGCUGUGCUCUGCUGCUGGGUCUCAGCUGACACUCGAUGUCACUCCUGCUACAAGGUGCCUGUGCUGGGCUGUGUGGAUCGACAGUCCUGCCGCCUGGAACCCGGCCACAAAUGCCUGACAACAAACGUGUACCUUGGGAAGAUGUGGGUUUUCUCUAACCUGCGCUGUGGCACACCAGAGGAGCCUUGUCGGGAGGUCUUCAAUGAAACCAACCACAAGCUAGGCCUGAGCUACAACACCACCUGCUGUGACAAGGACAACUGUAACAGCCCAGCUCCACGGCCCACACCUACACUGGCCCUCAUCUCCCUCACCUCCCUGGCUGGCCUUGGCCUCUGGCUAUUGCAUUGAGACUGGCUCGAUGGCCACACUCUUCCCACCUGCUCUAGCCUGAGCCUUUCUUCCCACGUCCUCAGAGCUCCGGCUUUCCAGAACGUUCUCUUCUCACCCCCGGCUCCUUAUCUUCUGAAGACCAUUUUCCUAGUCCUACACCAUUUUUUUUUAAUGGGACUGUGCCUAGAGUGGUCUUUCUAGCCACCGCUUCUGCUUCUCCAGUUGGCACCCUCCACUCCAUUUUUCCCCCCAGUCCUUUCCCAUUUCCUUCUAGAACACUCUACCUCCUCCACUGGCCACUGAUAGGGCCCCCUCCUUUGGACGCACACUGCUGUGCCUCUGGGAUCUAGGUCUGGAAGAACUCCUGUCUUGUUUCCAGGGAGCGAUGCCCAAAAGACCCACUGACCUCAUUGCCUGGGCCUGAUUCACCAGACCCUCCGCUCAUCCCCUAUCCUGAGAAAUAAAUGUCAGUGUCUAACAAAC
Molecule: messenger RNA, 846 nt
Organism: Rattus norvegicus (Norway rat)
Lineage: Eukaryota; Metazoa; Chordata; Mammalia; Rodentia; Muridae
Gene: Ly6g6c
Product: lymphocyte antigen 6 family member G6C
Exons: 3
Coding region: 1-381 (126 amino acids)
Source: RefSeq, marked validated